AUGUUCCAAACUCUUGCCCGUGAGAUCCAGCUUUGCUAUGGCUUUGUGCGUCGAGACCUGGGAACGGGGCUGCUCCCCGUCCCAGGCUUCACUCUGGCUUCUCUCCUCUACCGCAAGGCCUCGGGGGAGGAAAUGAUCCCCGCCAUUGGACAUGCCUUCCUAUAUGGCUUCCUGUAUCUCUACACCUUCGUCGUCUCCAAUCAGAUCACGGGCGUGCACGAGGACAAGGUCAACAAGCCGGACCGUCCCAUUGCAUCCGGGGCUGAGUCCGUCUCAGCGGCCACGAUCCGAUACUGGACCCUCACCACUCUGUAUCUUGCCUACGGAUACUCGCUGGGGGUCUGGGAAUGGGCCCUCCUCUGGAUCGUCACCACCAUCGCCCACAACCCCCUGGGCUUCUCCAACUUCGGUCCCACCAAGGACCUCUGCAUGGGGCUGGGAUGCAUUGCCCAGCUCAAGGCAGCGUGGGCCCUCGGGGGCUCUCCACCCCAGAUGGGAUGGGAGUGGAUCAAGAUAAUCACCCUGUACAUGCUGUGGCCCAUUCCCCUGCAGGACCUCCGCGAUGUUCCGGGGGAUCUGGCUGCAGGACGCCGCACGACGCCGAUAUUGCUGGGAGACGUGCCUGCUCGUGUCUACAUCUCUGCUGGCAUUAUCGUGUCACAGUUCCUCCUGAUCAAAUACCGCAUCCUGGAGUACCGCUACGACACCUCCACCCUCGCCCUCUCCGCCGCGCUGGUGCUGAUGACCGCCGGCUGUAUCUUCCGGCUGUUCGCCUUUCGGUCCCUGACCAGCGAUCGAUUCUCGUACUGGCUGUACACGGUUAUCUACGUGUUUCAACCGUUGUCAGCGGCGAUUACGCUGCGCUAG
This is a messenger RNA of Aspergillus heteromorphus CBS 117.55, 867 nucleotides long. RefSeq names its product UbiA family prenyltransferase. The transcript has 4 exons. Gene Ontology annotation, molecular function: transferase activity, transferring alkyl or aryl (other than methyl) groups. Bases 1 to 867 code for a protein of 288 amino acids. NCBI's taxonomy places the organism in Eukaryota, Fungi, Ascomycota, Eurotiomycetes, Eurotiales, Aspergillaceae. The record is from RefSeq and is a predicted model, not a curated record. Gene Ontology annotation, cellular component: membrane.